Paramecium tetraurelia is the source of this 426-nucleotide messenger RNA. RefSeq lists its product as uncharacterized. The transcript has 3 exons. Gene Ontology annotation, biological process: regulation of DNA-templated transcription. Lineage: Eukaryota; Ciliophora; Oligohymenophorea; Peniculida; Parameciidae. The record is from RefSeq and is a predicted model, not a curated record. Gene Ontology annotation, molecular function: DNA-binding transcription factor activity; sequence-specific DNA binding.
AUGGCUUGUAAAUUCUUGAAAAUUCCUAUUAAAAUAUUAAUGUCAAAUUAAGACAUCAAUGAACUUCCGGCCCUCAAAGUCAAUGUCCCCUCUUUCUUGAUGAAAACAUAUGAAAUUCUUGAAAACCCAUCUUUAUCCCACAUAAUUACCUGGAAUCAAGAGGGCAACGCAUUCAUCGUCCUAAAUACCCAUGAACUGGCAUCCAAGGUUCUUGCAAACUAUUUCAAACACUAAAAACUACCCCAGCUUCUUGAGGUUUUAUACUCUGUCAUUAUAGAUAACUUAACAUGUACAGCUUUAAAAAAAGCAAAAACAAUUAUGGACAAAGUGAGUUCAGGCACAAAUGGUUUAGAAGAGGACUUAAAAUUAUGCUUUAAUACAUUCGUAGGAGAAACUAAGAAGAUUCUGAGAAUAAAAUAGAGAUGA